Molecule: messenger RNA, 3831 nt
Organism: Mugil cephalus (flathead mullet)
Lineage: Eukaryota; Metazoa; Chordata; Actinopteri; Mugiliformes; Mugilidae
Gene: plcd3a
Product: phospholipase C, delta 3a
Exons: 15
Coding region: 258-2630 (790 amino acids)
Biological process (GO): intracellular signal transduction; lipid metabolic process
Molecular function (GO): calcium ion binding; phosphatidylinositol-4,5-bisphosphate phospholipase C activity
Source: RefSeq, a predicted model, not a curated record
GGACAGGAGGAGAAAGAGGUGGGCGCGUCUGAAGUGCGCGCCUUGUUUGGAGUAGGUGUUACGCACUGGCAUGGAGAGCGUAGCGCCGGGGAGGGACGUUUUACAUGUGGAAAGGGGAAUAACUUUUUCGCUCUCUCAGAGCUCGGGGUCUUUCUGGGGAAUGACACCUGCAUCCUCAAACUUGCCUAAAACCCAGAGUGAACUCGUCAGCCUCGAGCAGUUAAGUUCCAGCCUGUAGCUACCUUCGCUGGGUAACAAUGUUAGGCAGCGGCAAGUUACCGAGCUCCAGUGCCGGUGCGCAGGGAAGAAAAGUUGUAGAGAAGACUUCGGACCCCAUCAAGAGGCUCGGGCUUCUCGACAAUGAGGACAUACGUAUGAUGAUGCAGGGCUCCAGCAUGGUGAAAGUUCGCUCAUCGAGGUGGCAGAAGAGCAGAAACCUGCGGCUGCUGGAAGACGGACUCACCGUGUGGUGUGAGUCCACCAAGAGCUCCCGCAAAGCCAAAGCCCAGCAGACAUUUGCAGUGACAGAGGUGGAGUGUGUGCGUGAAGGCUGCCAGUCGGAGGCACUGAAGCGUCUGUCCGGUUCCGUCCCGGACAAACACUGCUUCACGGUGGUCUUCAAAGGAGCCAGGAAGAGCUUGGACCUGCUGUGUCCCUCUGAGGAAGAGGCUCAGCGCUGGGUGCGAGGACUCCGCACCUUAAAGGAGCGCGUGGCAACCAUGACUCAAAAGGAAAAACUGGACCAUUGGAUCCGAGGCUACCUGAGACGAGCAGAUCAGAACCAGGACGGCAAGAUGAGCUACGACGAGGUCAAACGGCUGCUGCAGAUGAUCAACAUCGACCUUAGUGAGCAUUACGCCCGCUGUUUAUUCAAGCGGUGUGACCGAUCUGGUGAUGGCCGGCUGGAUCAUAUAGAGAUUGAGGAGUUCUGCAGGGAGCUGCUGCGGCGGCCCGAGCUGGAUGCCGUGUUUAGACACUAUUCGAGUAAUGGUUGCGUGCUCACCACUGCUGAGCUGCGCGACUUCCUCGGAGACCAAGGAGAGGACGCCUCUCUAAAUCACGCCCAGAAGCUUAUAAUGACCUACGAGCUCAAUGACUGGGCUCAGAAGAACCAGGUCAUGACACAGAAUGGUUUCACCAUGUACAUGCUGUCCGUGGAGAACGAUGUCUUUAACCUUGACCAUGGCAGAGUUUACCAGGAUAUGACCCGCCCCUUGCCCCACUACUUCAUAUCCUCAUCACACAACACCUACCUUACCAAGGACCAGGUCACCAGCACCAGCAGCACUGAGCCAUACAUCAGGGCUUUGAAUCAGGGCUGUCGCUGUGUGGAGCUGGACUGCUGGGAUGGAGAUAAAGGUGAACCUGUCAUCUACCACGGCCACACACUCACCUCCAAAGUGCCCUUUAAGGAGGUCAUUGAAACCAUCUCCCUGUAUGCCUUCAAGGUAUCUGCAUACCCUCUAAUCCUGUCCUUGGAGAACCACUGUUCUGUGGAGCAGCAAGCUGUCAUGGCCAAACACCUCCGCACAAUCCUGGGCAGAAAACUGCUCACCAAGCCUCUCGGCGACCAGCUGCUGAAAGAGCUGCCUUCUCCUCAAGACCUUAAGGGGUAUAUUCUGGUAAAAGGAAAGAAGCACACUCCACACCUGGGUCAGCUGGGCAAGGCUAGCAGCUCUGCCAGCUUCUCUUCAAGCUCUGAAGAUGAACAAGCAAGCAGCAUUAAGAACAAAACCAAGAAUGGUCCCGCCAAGGUCUGUUCCAAGCUAAGCCCAGAGCUGGCAGAGCUGGUGGUGUACUGCAGGAGCGUCCAGUUCCGCGGUUUUGAAAAUAUGUAUGAAAUAUCACCGAAUGACAUGUCUUCCUUCUGUGAAACUGAUGCCCUCAGACACAUCAAAGACUCGGGGAAGCUUUUUGUACGAUACAACAGCAGGCAGCUGAGCCGGAUCUACCCCUCUGGCCAGCGCCUCCAAUCAUCCAACUAUGAUCCUCAGGAAAUGUGGAAUGGCGGUUGCCAGAUGGUGGCUCUGAACUUCCAGACACCCGGGGAACAGAUGGAUCUGAACCAGGGUCGCUUCCUGGCCAAUGGUCGCUGUGGAUAUGUCCUGAAACCCAGCUUCCUGUGUAGCCCCUCGUCCAACUUUAACCCAGAGAACACGGGUGGAGGCCCCGGUCACAUCCCCACCCAGCUGACAAUACGAAUAAUAUCUGCACAGCAGCUUCCAAAGAUCAACACGGAGAAAGCAAGCUCCAUCGUCGAUCCACAAGUGUGGGUGGAAAUCCACGGGGUGUCUAUUGAUAAUGCAAAAGACAAAACACACCGCAUUGACAACAAUGGCUUCAACCCACGGUGGGACUGCACUCUCAGUUUCCAGCUGCAGGUCCCUGAGCUGGCCCUGGUGCGGUUUGUAGUGGAGGACCACGAUCACACUGCUAAGAAUGACUUUGUGGGGCAGUUCACUUUACCUUUCCCAAGCCUUCGCAUAGGUUAUCGACAUGUUCACCUGCUAAAGGCAGAUGGUUGCAGUCUGUCCCCCGCCACACUGUUUAUUCAUGUAAAAGUGGUCCGCAGAGGAGUUCCUAUCAAGACUGUGUCCGAGCGUAUGGCCCUCGCCAAAGGCAAGGCAUGACGCGCAUCUGAACCAGAUGGCAAACCGAAUGUUCUGACGACAACUGGCUUUGGAGGAAGAAGCUCUGAAUGUGAGGAGAGAAAGACUACCACUGCUACUGCUGCUGCUGCCGCCAGCCAGUCUCCUAGUCCAGAUCUCAAGUGGUCCAAUUUAUGUUCAGCCACUUCACCAUGCAGGAAGAAAGAUGUUGUUUAUCAGAGAUGAAGGAGAGCGGUGGUUCUCAGAUACACCGUAGGAGUAAUCAGUGCUGAGUGCUGAGGACACAGGGCACUGGCCAUUCAUGAAACACACAGAUAGCAGAUGCUUAAUUUGAACUUGUUUACUCUCAUGGUAGCUGAUCCAAUCUGUUGGGCAGAGAAACUGUUUUCCUCACGUCAUAAUUUUAAUUAUUUUAAAUAUUUUAAUUCAAGAGAUAUUUUAACAUUUUUAUACUUAAUUAUUUGAUUUUUAACUUGAAGAAUGAGGAUAGCACCUUCUUAACUGAAUGCACACCACGAAAUGCUAUAAAAUCAAUUAAAAAUAGCUGUGAUUAAAAAUGCUUAAUAUCUCUUUUAGGUUAUAAUUAUUUUAAGUCUAACUGUGAUAUAAUUUUAUGUUUUAAUGAUUGCCACUGGGUGUGUCUUACAUGAUCAAAUAUCAGAGUUGAUUCAGUUAGUCUUAUUUGAUGCUCCAGAUACUUUGGCACUUUUAAUAUCUCCCUGGGAGAUAAAUGACAGUAUUUUCCCACCACUUUCAAAUGAACUUGAAUUUUAAACAGUAUUCACUUGCAGAUAAAAGUUUACUUAAGCUCCUUUUAAUUGUUGUAUUUGCCUCAGCAUCAUUUCAAAAGAGGGUGUUAAAGACAUUUGCCUGUAGGCUCUUUACCUCUUGUCUGUUUACAACCAUGCAUAAUUAUUUUUAAUUAUUUUUGUCAUUGCCAAUGUUCUUGUUGUGGUUUAACCCUAAUUUCAGCUGUUUAAUACAAACAUCAACAGCGCAGACUGCAGUGAAUCAUGUAAUACUGAUGAAAAAAAAUCAGUAAAGAAAGAUAAUUCACUGAGAUUGUUGUAGCCUAAUUAAUGUGUAUAUGAUCAAGAUGGUUAUUUUGGAGAUUCUAACAUGUGCUAACCGUUAGUGAAGUAAGACUUUGCAGUGUUAACGCGCACAGGCUUUGUUGUGAAGAUGUAAGUUUGUAAUGUUUUUAUAAAGCGCUAAUAACACA